This is a messenger RNA of Cantharellus anzutake, 687 nucleotides long. RefSeq lists its product as uncharacterized. The transcript has 2 exons. Lineage: Eukaryota; Fungi; Basidiomycota; Agaricomycetes; Cantharellales; Hydnaceae. Bases 215 to 460 code for a protein of 81 amino acids. The record is from RefSeq and is a predicted model, not a curated record.
CGCAUCGGAAACGAAAAAAACACGCAAUUUUUGUAUUAAGAAACAGGCCAAAGAAACCUGUUUCUUCAUACCGAACGAAGCCUUAGGACAAGUGAGUCGUUGUAACUCCAACAACUCUGUGGUCAUUAUUUUAUAGAGUCGGGUGCUCCUGCCUUCGUUCUACCUCUAGGGUCUUUGACUUUGGUUAGCGGGGCAGCCAUUAGGCCCAUGUUCGAUGGCCAGUUGGUGCCGCUUUUGCUCGAUAGCAAAUUCCAUAAAAGGGAUUAUGAAUAUGAUGCAAGACAGCGGUGAUACCGUGUACGAUAUAACGAAUGGAGCCUACGCUUGCGGCAUCGUAUCUGGUUCCCUCAAAUCACCUAGUGCUAGUAAUAAUACCUCGCUUAAGGUCAUCACGCACUACGCCCAGCAUCUCGGGCCGAAAAACUGCUCAAUUGGAAACUUGUGUGGUCAUGGCAUCUAACAGUUCAUCACCAGGACUGGACUAGCUGUACAGCAAGGUCCCCCCUCUGGAGUGCUCCACAGCAUCUGAAGGUUUCUGGGACGCGAGUAUGUUACGGUUACACCAAGGGGCCAUUUUAUUUUAUUUUGGUGGAACCUUCGGUAGCUUUGCGGGCUCGGGGCCUGAAGGUUUGGUGGAAGGGCAGAGCCUUCCUAAUAAGGGGCCAUAUUUUGGCUCCUAGGUAAUUU